Messenger RNA from Myripristis murdjan (pinecone soldierfish), 5133 nucleotides. It is a transcript of the gene tut7, whose product is annotated as terminal uridylyl transferase 7. The transcript is spliced from 29 exons. The coding region runs from base 171 to 4154 and encodes 1327 amino acids. NCBI's taxonomy places the organism in Eukaryota, Metazoa, Chordata, Actinopteri, Holocentriformes, Holocentridae. Gene Ontology annotation, molecular function: nucleic acid binding; RNA uridylyltransferase activity; zinc ion binding. The record is from RefSeq and is a predicted model, not a curated record.
GCAACGUUAGCCGGAUAGCCAGGCGGCCUAACGGUAACGUUAGCUUUGUUAAGUUGGUGAUCAGCUAGUAGUAACGUCGUGUGGUUAUUAUUAGCUGAAAGCCAGCUAGCUUCGGGUUUGCGUAACAGUUGUCUUAGUCCACGGUGGCUAAGUUUUAGUGCAAGUGUACAAUGGAAGACUCAGGCAGGCUACACAGCAGACAAAGAGGCUGGGACAGGGCGAUGGCAGCGGAGGAAUCCGAAAGCUGGAGGGGCCCGGACCAUGGUCGAGCAUACAGCUUCAGAUCUGAGGGGGGUCACCAGAGCAAGAACUACCAGGGUGGACCCUACCGUGCCAGCCCCAAGAAGGGUGGCCUGGGGCCCCUGAGUUGCUCGCCUGGGGGGUUCAGAGGUGGACACAGCCCCUCACAGAAGGACAGCUUCCGGAGGUUCCCAGGCCCCGAGAACAAUGGUGGGGGUCGGGAAGAAAACUGGAGAGAGCGUCCACAGCAGCACUGGAGAAGGAGCAGCCAGGGAGACGAUCUGAGAGAGGACAGGGAACAGGGCAAGAGGGUGUCUGCUGAUGGGACUGCUCACAACUCUGGGGGAUCCCGGAGAAACCGGGACAGGCGGAGGGCUUUGGGAGAAGAAGACAGGGGUCCAGUGAUUGAUGAGUCAACGCUGUCAGCUAAAGAGCUGCUAGGCCUAAGGCAGGCAGAAGAGCGGCUUAAAAGAGACGACAUUUUUCGCCUGAACAAGAGGUCCCGCAGCAACCCCAACGCAUGUUACAGCUGCUGUCUGUGUGAUGUUCUGCUAGAGUCUGUGUCUGCUGCCCACAGACACAUCAAAGAUAAAUGGCACAAGAAGAGGGCCAAGGAGAGGCAAGAGCAGGUGAUGCUGACUGAGAUCCUGCCUCCUGGGCCCGAGCAGAUCAGUGCAGUGAGUGCUGCGCUGGAGGCUGUUGUCAGAGAACGAGGGAUGAGUGACGAGGAUGUAGAGACGAGACAGAGCAUUGUCUCCACCAUGCAAGAUCUCCUUCAGUCCGUCCUGCCUGAGAUCACUCUCAGGCUGUAUGGGUCAUCUUGCACUAAAUUUGGAUUUAAAGAUUCAGACAUCAACAUUGACAUUCAGUAUCCCUCUCACAUGCAUCAGCCAGAUGUCUUGUUGCUGGUCCAGGAGAGCCUCUCUGUGAGCCCUCUCUUUGUUGACCUGGAAGCUGAUUUUCAUGCCAGGGUGCCCGUGGUCAUUUGCAAAGACAAAAAGAGUGGCCUGAUCUGCAAAGUGAGUGCAGGGAAUGACAACGCGUGCCACACCACCUCCUAUCUUGCUGCCCUUGCCAGUCGGGAGCCUCUCCUCCACCAGCUGGUCCUUUGCCUCAGACAGUGGGCAUGGAUCUGUCAGGUGGAUCGAGCAGAGGAAGGCGGGCUGCCACCGUACGUCUUCGCCCUCAUGGUCAUCUACUUCUUGCAGCAGCGUAAACAGCCCCUCUUGCCCACCUACCUGAACCAUGAGAUUAAGCUGUUUUCACUCAGUAAGCUGACUGACUUCAGUCUCAUGCACCUAGAGGACGGAUAUAUUCACUGGGCUUACACCUCUGCCUCCAAAGACUCGUCACAGCCAGCAGAGGGCUCCUAUAUGAAAGGAAAGGCUUCGCUGGUGUUUCAGAGUGCUCGCUCCUCGGUGGAAGUGGGGCUCCUGUGGGUUGAAAUGCUUCGCUUCUACUCACUCGAGUUCAACAUGGCAGACAAUGUAAUCAGCGUGCGUACCAGUGCUGUCCUCUCCAGGGAGAUUAAAGACUGGCCAAAGAAGCGCAUUGCUGUAGAGGAUCCAUUUGCUGUGAAGAGGAAUGUGGCCCGCACAGUGAAUAGUCAGCAAAUGUACGAGUACAUCCUUCACUGCCUCAAAACCACAUACAAGUACUUUGCACUGCCACUCAACAGCCCAGCUGCUAAUCACAAGAUGGAAACGCGGCAAGGGCCCAGUCAGCGGGCGGACAGUAAGGCUUUGAGUGAGGAGGCUAUCUACCUAUCAGGUGUUAGCGCACUCAGCCUUCAACCACAAGCAGCCGAUGGACCUAAAACUGCAGAAGAUGGUCCACAAGAUUCUGAUUGCAUUAUUGAAGAAGAGCUUGAAGUUGAGGAACAAGAUAACCUGGAUGAAGAGGGAGAAAAAGAAAAAGUGGACUUGGGUAAAAGCAGUGUCUCUGAAGACGAGGAGGAUGAGCUGGAGGAGAAUGAUGAUGAUCAUGACGAGGACGUGUACAACAAAUGCCUCAUGGAUAGCCUCACUGAGGAGGAUGAGGAAAUUUUUCCAGUGGAUGAGAUCUCAGGAGAGGAACUUCUCUCUGACGAGGAGGGUCCAGAUUUGGACACGCCUGGUUCGAUGGAGGAGGAGGAAGAGGUGGAGGAAGUGGACGAGGAGGAGCAGCAGCAGCAGGAGGAGGAGGUCGCCCCCUCCAGUCUCUCACAGCCACCUGUAGCGGACACAACCAAAGAUGAGAUGCCAGAAAAUAAGAACCAAAAACAGAUUCACGUCUGCUAUGAGUUCACCAGACAAGCAUUCACCAGAGGAAAGUCACACAUGGUUGUGUGCAGCUUGUGCAAACGUGAUGGCCAUCUGAAGAAAGACUGCCCGGAGGAUUUCAAGAAAGUGAAGCUGGACCCCUUGCCCCCCAUGACAACAAAGUUUGUCAGUAUCCUAAACCAAGUCUGUGAGCAGUGCUACAAGGACUUUGCCCCUGAUAAACUGGAGGUGGGUGUAAGAGAGCACAUCCUUCAGGACCUGGAGGAUUUUGUCAGACGGCAGUUUGCAGGGGCUCGGCUGCAGCUAUUUGGAUCAUCCAAAAAUGGCUUUGGCUUCAGACAGAGUGACCUAGACAUCUGCAUGGUGCUGGAGGGGCAGGAUAAUGCAGACGAUCUUGAUUGCAUCGGUAUCAUUGAGAGCCUGGCAAGACUGUUGAAGAAACACCCAGGUCUGAGGAACAUCCUGCCCAUCACAACAGCCAAAGUCCCCAUCGUGAAGUUCUACCACAUUCGCACUGGUCUGGAGGGAGACAUCAGCCUCUACAACACACUGGCCCUGCACAACACCAACCUGCUAGCAUCGUAUGCUGCCAUUGACAGAAGAGUGAAGAUCCUCUGCUAUGUCAUGAAGGUUUUUGCCAAGAUGUGUGACAUUGGGGAUGCGUCCCGUGGCAGCCUCUCCUCCUAUGCUUACACCCUCAUGGUCCUGUUCUUCCUCCAGCAGCGAAACCCACCUGUUAUCCCUGUGCUGCAGGAGAUUUACGAUGGAGAGAAGAAGCCACAGGUUCUGGUGGAUGGCUGGAAUGUCUAUUUCUGGGAUGAUUUGAAAACACUGCCCAGUCGCUGGCCUCAGUAUGAGAAGAACACUGAGACGGUGGGGGAACUGUGGCUCGGCUUGCUCCGCUUCUACACUGAAGACUUUGAUUUUAGGGAGCAUGUCGUCUGCAUCCGUCAGCAGGCGCGCCUCACCACCUUCAACAAGCAGUGGACAUCCAAGUACAUUGUCAUUGAAGAUCCGUUUGAUUUGAAUCAUAAUCUUGGUGCCGGCCUGUCAAGGAGAAUGACUAACUUCAUCAUGAAGGCUUUCAUCAAUGGCAGGAGGGUGUUUGGCACACCAGUCAAAGUCUUUCCUCCUCAGUACCUCAGUCAGAUGGAGUAUUUCUUCGACCCUGAAGUUCUCACAGAGGGAGAGGUGGCCCCCAAUGACCGCUGCUGUCGCAUCUGCGGCAAGAUCGGCCAUUUUAUGAAGGACUGCCCUAUGCGUAAGAAGUCAAAACAGAGGCGGGACAGCGACAGAAGAGAGAACCUGCAAGAAAAAUUAGGCACCGCAGAGGGGACCAGGGAGGCAGUGCCAAAGCGUGAGCAGUGGAAAAAAUUGUCAGAGAAGCGCUGCUGCUUCCUGUGUGGAUCAAGUGCCCACAUCAAGAGGGAUUGCCAGCAGUACAGAAGUCCUGCAGGAAAUACUAAAAUGGAGAUAUCUCCGCCUUCAUCAGGCCAUUUUAGGAAUUUGAGAGAAAAGGAGAAACAGGGUGUUCCCCUGCAAGAGGAGAAAAAGAAAAGAAAGCAACAAAGUGUGAUUUUGAGUCCACAAGCAGGUAGUUUAGCCAGCCGACACAUGGGCUGCUCUGGUAACAGGAAGAGCCCGGUGGAAUGAGGAGCACCUGUCUGGGGACGGUGGCCUCGUGGUUCCUCUCUCCUGUCCAGGAAAACAGCAACGUCCAAAAGUCCGUAGACCCUGGAAGCUGGAACUGUGACUGGGACUGUACAGCCAGCUGGAACCCACAAAAGCCAAAGCCAGGACAUUUGACUUGAAGCCAAAUAGGGCCUUUUUAUGUUUUUCUUUUUUCUUGUUUUUCGUUUACUGUCACUCCUCCUCAGAGGAGCUUUUUAAACCUUUCAUUUUAACAAGACAAGCCAUGACGCAUGAUCUUCAUGUCUUUGUUUACCUACCCGUCUUAAUGGCCAGGGUUUGUUUUUACUCAGUUUCUUUUUAAUCAUGUUUGAUUUUUGUCCUCUGCACUGACGUCCAUCAGUCCUCUGCCUCUGCUCCAGCCUUGAAAGCAGCUCCACCCUCGUCGCCGUUUCUGUGUGUCUGUGUUUUUAGGGGUCUCACCCUGAGGAUAAUGAAUUAUCAGGGUUGUAUUUUUAUUUUCUGAGGUUGUGGUACCACUCCCAUUUAAUAGAUAUUGCGCUGCAACUGCCUGUGAGUGUCCCUGUCCAAUUAAAGAAGGUAAAAGUCUGUUUAACUCGGCUAACUUCUGGUGUGUAUAUCCCUGUGUGCGCACCAGGAAGUGUCAUGAGUGACAAAGUACAUGAACAUAGUUGACAAACGGGCUGUAGCUCUGUCCUCACCCAGUGAUACAGCUAUAAAAGCAAAUACACCUGUCAGUCGAUUCAGUUAAACUGAUGCAAUUUAGUUUGCAAAUAAGCCUGCAUACUCUGUUCACUCACAGCUAAGAUAGAAAUCAUUUAAGUUCAUUCACUGGAGUGAUACAUGUAUUUAUUUGCCAAAUACAUAUUGUGGACACAGUGCCUCAGAAAGGGGCUCCGUGCUGUCAAUUUUUUUUUCUUGCUGCUAGGUAUCUGUCUGAAAGACCUGCUUAUUAAUUAAACUUCAAAAAUGGAUUGUCUUA